GGGCGGGCGGCGGGCGCGGCGCGGCAGUAGCGCGCGAUCCGCCGCGGCCGGCCGCCGUACGCCGUACGCCGAACGCGCGCGCAACGAACGAACGACCCGCACUCCCGCGCACACGAUUAUCAAAUCGAAUUGUCACAAUCGACGAUACCGACCCGCCCCAUAACUCUUAACCGAACCUUUGGAACUUCUUUACCGUCCGACGACUAUCGAGUGCACCGACUACAAUAUUAAUCCCAAUUAAUAUUUCUUUGCGAGGGCGGAUUAUAACGAAUAAAUCGACUAACUAACUCGAACCGCACGAAGGUGUCGCGUCGCAAAAAGCGCAACACAAUAGAGUAAGCGUCUAAUUUUAAACGUGGUUGUGUUAACACCGCCGAGAUGCAGAACAUAGAUCCGCUGGAGUUCGCUAACAUGCUGGCCACCGAGCUGUGGUGCCAACAGUUGGCUAACCUAGAGGGCCUCCAGUCGGGGGUCCCAACCCGCACCACGGCGACCAUCACGCCCACGCAGUUGCGCAACUUCGAGCAGACCUACAUAGAGUUGAGCAAUUGUCGCAGCGAGCAAAGCAACCACGCGGGCUUCGUACCACCGUCCGUCACGCAGAAUAACAAUUACGGCAUCCUGAAUCCUGUGGGUUACUGUGACGCGGGCCCGACGACGCUGCAUGUGUCGCCGGGCCCUCUGUCAGCUAGCGGGGACAGUAGCAGCAGUCCCGGUCUACCCGCACCCAAGAGACGAAAUAUGGGUGGACGGAGACCUACCAAAGCCCCUCAAGACCUCACACCGGAGGAAGAAGAAAGAAGAAAGAUACGUCGAGAAAGAAACAAAAUGGCUGCCGCACGUUGUCGCAAGCGGAGACUUGACCACACUAACGAACUCCAGGAAGAGACCGACAGGCUCGAAGAGAAAAAGCAAGCCCUUCAAGACGAAAUCCGCAAACUCAACGCCGAUAAAGACCAGUUGCAGGCGAUUUUACAUAACCACUUACCACUGUGCCGGCUGAACAAGAGGUCCACUAGUCCACCGGAUGUGAAGCCGUUUCAAGAAAAUUACGAGUAUCCAGAGAUGCCAGAGGAUGGUGUCAGGGUAAAAGUAGAAGUCAUGGACCCCGCAGUAGACCCCGUGCUUGGGUUAGAUAACGAUAUCUUCGCCUCGCCGAUGCUAGACAAAAGAAUAAUGCUGUCGGCGGCAAACCCAGCGGUGGUGACAAGUGCGAACUCGCUGGACACGCCCCCCGUGCGUCCCUCGAGACCUAACUUCUUGCAGGUCCCUCUCACCGUCACUCCCGCGCAGAUCCACAACAACAAAGCGCUGGGCAACAACAACAAGAUCGAAGUCGAGAUCAGCACGCCCAGCAACGGCAUCCCGUUCAACUUCGACAGCCUCAUGGAGGGCGGCACGGGGCUCACGCCCGUGCACCCGCACCCGCUGGCGCCGCCGCCGCACCCGUGCGCGCAGCAGCAGCGCGCCGCGCCCGACCUCGCCUCGCCCGACCACGGCAGCCUCGUGAGCCUCUGAGACCAGCUGCCCGCCGCCUGCCCGCUCUUCGAGCCGCUCGACCUCGUCGACCUCGCCGACCUCGAGCCCGGGCGUCUCUAGUGCGGCCUCCGCUACCGACCCGUCGGGACGCCUCCGAGUUUCGGUAUUACGAGCCGUUAAUCGUUCGAGUCCAAGUUUGAUGAAGCGAUACGCCUCUCGCGUGCCUUGUCCGCCGAGCCGUCAGACGCGCCGGCGCACGGAACCUAGUUCGUGAUGUGUAACGACUACGCUAUUUAUUGUUCGUACUGACUUCGUUCUUCACUCCUGUCGUGCUACCUUCGUCUCCCGGGCCCCCUCCGGCUAUUUUUCUCUAUUUAUUUCGGGGAGCCCACGAAACGUACUUGCUCACUGUGUGCUUUGUAUUUAUAUUCUCGAGUAUGGUAGUAUUUUAAUAUUAGAGAGUAUCGGCGCAGCGACGCCGGCCUACGAAAGUCAAUUGAUGAGCUGUUCUCUCAUUCUAAAGGAAAAUAUUUUUAUAACUAGAUUGUAUUUCUGCGUAAAUAAUAAGUGUGAUGUAAAAAUAAAA
This is a messenger RNA of Melitaea cinxia (Glanville fritillary), 2065 nucleotides long. RefSeq names its product transcription factor kayak (gene kay). Bases 379 to 1518 code for a protein of 379 amino acids. The record is from RefSeq and is a predicted model, not a curated record. Lineage: Eukaryota; Metazoa; Arthropoda; Insecta; Lepidoptera; Nymphalidae. Gene Ontology annotation, cellular component: nucleus. Gene Ontology annotation, biological process: regulation of transcription by RNA polymerase II. The transcript has 5 exons. Gene Ontology annotation, molecular function: DNA-binding transcription factor activity, RNA polymerase II-specific; RNA polymerase II cis-regulatory region sequence-specific DNA binding.